AUGGCCUCAUCGCAGGGCUCGUUGGACGCAGAUAUGGCGGAUCCCAUUUACACUUCAACCUCGGAUUACGAAGAGGAGAAUGAGCUUUCCCAGUUCACCUCGCUCACGUCCACAAGACAGUUCUUCAAGUUUGAGCAAGGAAGGCGAUACCAGGCGCUUCUGCAUGAUCGCUAUGGACUACCAAAUGACGACAUAGAACAUAUGCGCGAAGGCAUCAAGCACCAGUUUCACAUCGACUAUAUCCUGAACGGCAACCUCCAUACGUCGCCCCUCGGGAACCCCCCUCAGAAAAUUGUCGACCUGGGCACAGGCGCCGGUUUCUGGGCUCUGGAUGAUAAAUUCGGAUGGAAGCUCGACACGAGCCGCAACAUUCCCCAGUUACUUAAGGAUGCAGGGUUCGUCAAUAUCCAACUUCGCCAAAGGGAAGUACCCUUUGGGCGCUGGCCAAACGAUAAGCGAUUACGCGAGAUGGGCAUGUUCAACCAAGUCAUUGCCCAGGACAUGGCCGUCACACUCCUCAACCGUCAUGCCAUGCUGAGCAUAUCUGAAGAGGAAGCCACCGCCUUGGGCCAAGAUUUGUCAGAUGCGGCCAAUGACCCAGCUAUACAUGCCUUCCUUGGGGGCGUCAGUGUAUGGGCGCAGAAGCCUGGCUGA
This is a messenger RNA of Emericellopsis cladophorae, 654 nucleotides long. RefSeq lists its product as uncharacterized. The record is from RefSeq and is a predicted model, not a curated record. NCBI's taxonomy places the organism in Eukaryota, Fungi, Ascomycota, Sordariomycetes, Hypocreales, Bionectriaceae. The transcript is spliced from 3 exons. Bases 1 to 654 code for a protein of 217 amino acids.